Molecule: messenger RNA, 1347 nt
Organism: Colletotrichum truncatum
Lineage: Eukaryota; Fungi; Ascomycota; Sordariomycetes; Glomerellales; Glomerellaceae
Product: ornithine aminotransferase
Cellular component (GO): cytoplasm
Molecular function (GO): identical protein binding; pyridoxal phosphate binding; L-ornithine transaminase activity
Source: RefSeq, a predicted model, not a curated record
AUGGCUCCCCACGCAAACGGCGGUGCCACCCAGACCAACGGCAAUGGCAAUGCCGCCGACUCACGAUACCACGCUGCCUCGACUGACGGCGCUAUCAAGGCCGAGAACGAGUACGCCGCUCACAACUACCACCCUCUCCCCGUCGUUUUCUCUCGCGCAAGCGGCGUCCACGUCUGGGAUCCCGAGGGUCGUCAGUACCUCGACUUUCUUUCUGCCUACAGCGCCGUCAACCAAGGCCAUUGUCACCCGGAGCUGGUGAAGGCCCUGGCGGAGCAGGCCGGCCGCUUGACCCUCAGCUCGCGCGCCUUCUACAAUGAUGUCUUUCCCAAGUGGGCUGAGAAGAUCCAGCAAGUUUUCGGCUAUGACAUGGUCCUGCCCAUGAACACGGGUGCCGAGGCCGUUGAGACUGCUAUCAAGAUUGCGCGCAAGUGGGCGUACAAGGUGAAGGGUGUCGAGCAGGGCAAGGCUUUGGUAUUCUCUGUGAAUGACAACUUCCAUGGACGAACGAUGACUGCGAUCUCCCUCUCUGUCGAUCCCGAGUCAAGAGACAACUACGGCCCGUACGUGCCUAACAUCGGUGCCAUAAACCCCUCCACUGGCAAGCCGAUUCGUUACAACAACAUUGCCGAUAUUGAGGAGGUAUUUGAGGCCCACGGCAAGGACACGGCCGCCAUCAUCAUCGAGCCGAUACAGGGUGAGGCUGGUGUUGUGGUACCCGACGAUGACUACCUGAAGCGCGUGUCGGAGCUCUGCAAAAAGCACAACGUGCUUUUCAUUUGCGAUGAGAUCCAGACGGGUAUUGGCCGCACCGGUCGCAUGCUCUGCUCUCAGUGGGCUGGCAUCAAGCCCGACAUGAUCACCCUCGGCAAGGCCAUCUCUGGCGGACUGUACCCCGUCAGCUGUGUGUUGUCUAGCAAGGAGGUGAUGCUCGUCGUGGAGCCUGGCACGCACGGUUCGACCUACGGUGGCAACCCGCUCGGCUGUGCAGUCUCGAUCCGCGCUCUAGAGAUCAUGGAAGAGGAAGACCUCACGGCUAAAGCGGAGAAGCUUGGCCACAUCUUCCGUGAUGGCAUCAAGGCCUUCAACUCACCCAUCAUCCAGACCGUACGCGGUAAGGGUCUCCUGAACGCUGUCGUGAUUGACGAGUCUGCUGCCGCCGGCCGCACGGCGUGGGAUCUGUGCUUGUUGCUGAAGGAGAAGGGCCUUUUGGCCAAGCCCACGCACGGAAACAUCAUCCGCUUUGCGCCGCCAUUGGUCAUUUCCGAGUCGGAGCUCCGCAAGGCUCUCAAUAUAAUUGGCGAGGCGCUUAAGGAGCUUCCUACCGUCGAGAAGACCGCAGACCACUGA